AUGGCCAACCGGGGUUACGAUGUUGUAGUCGACGUCGAUGCUGAGGGUGACCUUGGGCAUACCGACCUCCAAGAAGACCUCGAAUUCCACGCAUCAAACUUCGAAGAAAACCCCAGCGCAGCCAAACCCCACCACGUCGACACAUCACCUUUCCUAGAAGGCGCAGGCGGAUCCUCUUCUCGCCGCCAAGGCAGCUCCCCCAGCGGUACCCCAUCCAAAUACCGCUUCUGGACCCUAGCCUACUACUCCCAAUUCUUCGACGUCGAUACCUCCGAAGUCCUCCGCCGCUGCGUCGCGGCCCUCUACCCACGCACGAACUUCCUAGACGUCCUCGACGGCAACCCCGAUCUCUACGGACCCUUCUGGAUCGCCACGACUGUCGUCGUCAUCCUGUUCCUCACGGGUACUGUCUCGCAAUACCUAGCCCGGAAGGAUGAGAAGCACUUCGAGUACGAUUUCCGCCUGUUGUCUGGUGCCGCGGGGCUGGUCUAUGGAUACACGGGCAUCAUCCCGAUUGCGCUGUGGGGGGCGUUGAGAUGGUUUGCGAGUGCGGGCGGGGGUAGUGGUGCGGAUCUUGUGGAGUGCUGGGCACUAUACGGGUAUUCAAAUAUGGUGUGGAUUGCGGUGGCAUUGGUGAGUUGGAGUCCGUUGACGGCGCUGAAUUGGGUGCUGGUGGGUGUGGGGUAUGGGUGGUCGGUGUUUUUCCUGUUGCGGAAUAUGUAUCCUGUGCUCAGCGCUACGGAUGCAAAGACUAGUAGAGUACUGUUGAUUGCGGUUAUUUUGCUACAUGUGGGAUUGGCGAUUGCGAUUAAGAUCUUGUUUUUUGCCCACGGAAGCCCGGUGUCAGACAAGAAUAAGGAUAAGGAUCAAGACGGCGAUAAGAAGGACGAUAGCAAAGAUGAUUAA
Histoplasma capsulatum G186AR is the source of this 906-nucleotide messenger RNA. RefSeq names its product Yip1 domain-containing protein. The transcript is spliced from 4 exons. Gene Ontology annotation, cellular component: membrane; Golgi apparatus. Gene Ontology annotation, molecular function: small GTPase binding. NCBI's taxonomy places the organism in Eukaryota, Fungi, Ascomycota, Eurotiomycetes, Onygenales, Ajellomycetaceae. The coding region runs from base 1 to 906 and encodes 301 amino acids. The record is from RefSeq and is a predicted model, not a curated record. Gene Ontology annotation, biological process: vesicle-mediated transport.